Molecule: messenger RNA, 2614 nt
Organism: Gopherus evgoodei (Goodes thornscrub tortoise)
Lineage: Eukaryota; Metazoa; Chordata; Testudines; Testudinidae
Gene: TMEM82
Product: transmembrane protein 82
Exons: 6
Coding region: 71-1135 (354 amino acids)
Source: RefSeq, a predicted model, not a curated record
GAGACUGACAUCAGCCGGCAGAGCCCAGCUCCCCACACCUGAUUCCAAGCCCGCUCAGAGCUGGUGAAAAAUGGUCUCCUUUGAGUUUCUGGCCUCCUGGGUCCCCGGCUUCCCUAGCUUGGCCUGGGGUUCCACCCUGCUGGACUCUCUCUUGCAAGGGCUAAUAGGAGCCUGUGCCGUGUCUGUCCUCUGCAGCCUGGUGAAGAUUUAUCUCUACAUCCAGUGUCUGAAUGACCCGGACAGGCAGAAGGAGAAGGAGACCAUCCGCUCCCAGUGGUCCCUGCUGGAUCACGUCCACCUCCUUCUACUGACAUUGAUCUUCACGGUGGUUGGGUGUCGCGUGGCUGCUUUGGUGGUGCUGGAGUUCUCCCUCAGGGCUGUGUCUAUGCUGCUGUCCCUGAAUAAGGGGGCCCACAGCAGCCAGUUGUACCUGCUGUGCCAGUACUCCCUGGGGUGCGGCAUCUCCUGCAGCCUCAGCUACCUCCUGGAGGGAGCUCCUCACCGCAGCUCCAACCUGCUCCUCAGCUUGGGCCUGGCUGGCCUGAUCACCUGCUACAUCUGGAGGCUGGCCCGGCACAUCUGCACCAUGUACGAGCUGCACAGCAAGGAGCGCUACUGCGGGGUCUGCAUCUUCCUGCUCACCUCCUGGCAUGGCAUCCCCACCCUGCUCUGCAACGCCCUCAAGAUCACCUUCGUAGUGGCUGACCUGGCCGCUGUCGCACUGAUCAAUAGGGAUUUCCUCACCACCUCGGAGGCCAUACGCUUCUGGACGCCGCUCACCAUCUGCUACACCCUGCUGGUCAUCUACAUGCAAGAGGAGCAGAGGCAUAACCCCAGCGAGCAGAUGGUCUAUCAGACAGUGUUUGUGAGGAUGGGAGGCUUGCUCAUCCUCCUAAUGACGGUGGGCCGGUGGAUGGACAUCAUGAACAUCUUCAUCUCGCUGGUGGGUGAGAUCUGGUGCCUGGUUCGGGCAGGAAUCAUGCUGGACGUCUGCCGGGCGCAGCAGGAUUUUUCUCAAAGGUUCCCAGAACCCAGUUCCAGUUCCAGGCAGCCCCAGCCUAGGCCUGAGGCCCAUAGCAGAAAAUUCAGCUCAGUGACCAAGUCCUCAAGUGGAGGGGCUGGAGCCGAGAGGUGAGGAGGGGGCUGCCAUGUUCCAGCGAUGGCAAGAAAGGCAAAGUCCCAGCAACCGGGACUGAACUGUGACAUUUUAAACUCCAGGCCAUGCCAGCUGACACGGCCUGUGAAUUAAGCCGCAUGUCCUCCAGUAGCAAACCAGAUUCGGGGGCGAUCUGCUGAGGACAUUAUCAAUGGACAGUUGUUUGCACAGUCCCAGGUUAACUGUCUUGAUGACUCUUUGCUCCCCUCAACCCCCCACACCAAACACACUGCGGUUGGUCGAUGUGCACUGGUCCCUGGAAAUGGGGAGGCCCCAUAUCACCUUCCGGGCUGCAUCACAUACUGGAGAAUGGGAAACCCUUCCCCCACCACCCCUGGAUUUUAACUUUCCCUGCUGGCUCUUUCCAGAUCAUCUCUAGCUUGCCCCAACCAGCAGCUCUUGGGUGCUAGUGAUCCCAGCCUCUCCCGGCGCCUGAGCUUGCAGUGCUCGUGUCAGGAGCCAGCUGUCCCUGGAUCAACCCCAAAGCCAAGUGUCUUGCCCACUGAACUGGUACAUAAGGCCAGUUAUGGAGGUGGGUGGUGGGAGGAGCUUGGUCAAAGCAAGACGGGGUUGCUGCUGUCUGAGUUUUUGGUGGCCUGAGUGGAAUGAGUUGGUGGCCAGCUGGAUCCAUGCACAGGUGUCCCCACUGCCUAAUGCUCAGUCCCCAUCGGCUCCCUGCUCAGCAGCUGCUAGAGAGUGAAUGGGCAUGGGCCUUGCUCUCCUCCUGGAGGUUGUCCCUUCAAGUCAAGGCUGAGGCCCCUUGGCGGGGCAGCAGGGGAGACAAGCUGGGGGAUGGAGGCCUGUUAAUCCAGCACCUACACACUUACUGUAAAGAAUUCCCUCCUACUUCAUUGCCAAGGAAGUACCCCUCCUCACUGGGUGUUGGUGCAGAUGGGGGCUCCCUCUCAGCUCAGAGAUGUGCCUCCCCUCCAUGUGCACUUCCUCAGCGCCCCUCUGUGCCAGGGGCUGGGGUGUCACUCAGUGCCCGUUAGCAUCUAGCUGUCCUGGGCGCACAGAGCCAUUCCUCUGUAGCCUGUUCCUCCGGGGCUCUGAAGGAGACGAGCCUGCACCUGGGCUGGAUGUUUGGUAGCAGGGGCUGGCUCAGCUGGAUGGGAUCUCUGAAUUGCUGCCUUCGGGGCUGGAGCUGACCUUGAAAUCGAGCAGCCCAUGAUGGGACUGUCUGGACCUCCUGCUCCAGAUUUGCCUCGUCCCCCUGGGCCAUGGGUUUGCUCUGUCCCAUUCAGGCUCUCUCUGAUCUUGCACUAGCCUCUCCUUCAGAACCCUUGGGCCACGUCCUCUGGGGCUGUGAUUGCAAUGAGCAGCCUGGGCUGGGCUCCGGACACCGUCCCAGAAUGAGACGGGAGGCGCAGUGCCCCUCAGCUUCCCUGUCUAGUGAGUUAGGUGGAAGAGGGAAAUCCAUGGACUUUUGUACUGUCAAUUGUGUGGCCAUACGUGAGA